GAAUUCUGAUUGGUUAAUAUCGUUUCCGGUCGAAGCUGUGUUGGAUUUAAAAGUUUUUUUAGAAAGUUCUCCGGGCAGCCAGCGCCAUUGUUAAAUUGAGGUGUUUGCACUAUGGAAAAAGUGCGUUUUUAACUACACCAAAGGCUUUUCGAAAACAGCUCAAACAUGACGCAGCGCGUGACCGCAUCAGAUGGAAACAAGAAGAUUUCCAGAGUUCGAGUGGCGGUUCGGCUUCGGCCCUAUCUGGACAAAGAGGACGAAAAGGGCGAAGGGCCGUGCGUGCGGGGCCUGGAUAAGCAAAACCUGGAAAUAGUCAACUGGAGGAAUGCUACAGAAACAGUCAAAUACCACUUCGACGCUUUCCACGGUCCAAAGACGACACAGCAAGAGGUUUUUCUCUCAUCUGUGAAGCCCAUCUUGUCGCACGUAUUGAAUGGACAGAAUGCCAGCGUUUUUGCUUAUGGGCCCACUGGAGCUGGUAAGACCCACACUAUGUUGGGCAGUGCAGAAAAGCCUGGCGUCAUUCCUCGGGCUGUACGGGAAGUUUUCAAUCUAGUCAAUGCAAGGGAUGAGGAUGAAGGCUGGGAUUACAGCAUCAGUAUGUCAUAUCUGGAAAUUUAUAAUGAGAAGGUUUUGGACCUUCUGUCGCCAAACUCCCAGGAUUUGCCCAUCCGACAGGACAAAGACAGAAACAUCUUCAUCCCAGGUCUCACCAGCACAACCAUCUCCUCCUUCUCAGACUUUGACACACAUUUUGUCCCGGCCAGCUUAAACCGAACCACAGCUUCCACCAAACUGAACCAGCGCUCGAGUCGCAGUCACGCUAUCCUUCUGAUCAAGGUUGUACGCACAUCCCGUGUUUUACCCCACAGGCAGCAGACGGGCAAACUCUACCUGGUGGACUUGGCCGGCUCCGAGGACAACCGUCGCACCGGCAACCAGGGCAUCCGCCUAAAGGAGAGCGGCGCCAUCAACCUGUCCCUCUUCACGCUCAGCAAGGUGGUGGAUUCCCUGAACUCCGGCACAUCCAUCCGCGUGCCGUACAGAGACAGCAAACUCACCCGCCUGCUGCAGGACUCCCUAGGAGGCUCCGCCCACUCCGUCAUGAUCGCCAACAUCGCGCCGGAAUACAAAUACUAUUUUGACACAUUUAGCGCGUUGAAUUUUGCGGCCAAAUCCAAGAUGAUUGUGAACAAACCUUUCACGCGGGAGACUGUGGCGGUACCUGUGUUACCAGUGAAGCGGGCCAGAGAAGAGCACGAGGCUGGAGGUUCUGGCAGCGAGCCACACAAGAAGAAGCAGAAAGACGGGAAGACGCCCGAGCAGGACAGCUCUUCACCUUCAGCCAAUUCCACUUUGGUGGAGUCAUCUGUUAUGGCCAGACUGAUAGCACUGGAGAAGCUGGUGAUGAGUGGCCAAGACAAAGACCAGCUGAGUGUGUCUAAAGACAUGGCCCCGUCUCGCAAAGAAAUCCAGGAGCUUAAGAAGAAGCAGAAGGAGUUUGAAAGUAAAGCCCUGCUUUUCAGUCAACUGCCCAAAGAAACUUCAGGUUCUGCCGAAGAGCCCGUCUUCAAAAACAGCACAGCUCCUCUUCAGAGAAAACAGGCGAAUGCUACAAAACCUACCAAGCAGCAGGCUGUGGUCCAACCCCUGCAAGUGUCUCGGCUGCAGCCUCUUGUCAACCUUGCUGCUGUCAAGAAACAGUCCGUCUGCGUCAAGAAGAAAGAGCUUUCCAGCGGGAUCGAGCUCCCAGACGGUAAGGAGAACAUGAAGGAGAAGUCCUGGGAGACCGAACUAGACGCGCAAAUGCUGGAACAGUCGAAAGAGAAAAUCCUGCAAAUUCUGAACAGCGGCGGGCUGAAGGAGCUGAAAGGUCUGCAGCAGAUCGGUGACAAGAAGGCGAAGCUGCUUCUGGGCUGGAGAGAGAUCAACGGGCAAUUCACGAAGUUGGAAGAUCUGGUCAAAGUUGAAGGCAUGACGGAAAAGAGAUUUACCUCUUUUUUGAGGGCGAACAUCCUGAGCGCCAUGGGGAAAUGACUUUUUUUUAUUUUUAAUAUAAAUAUCUAUUUUUCAUUACAUAAGUUGUACAGUUUUUCUGUUUUUCAAAGCUGUUAAUGUUUUUGUAAUAACAGCUUUUUCCUGUGGAUGGCAUGCUUGUGCGUUCCUAAUAAACCUCACAUGAAUUCA
Oryzias melastigma (Indian medaka) is the source of this 2187-nucleotide messenger RNA. RefSeq names its product kinesin family member 22 (gene kif22). The record is from RefSeq and is a predicted model, not a curated record. The coding region runs from base 166 to 2037 and encodes 623 amino acids. The transcript is spliced from 13 exons. Gene Ontology annotation, molecular function: DNA binding; microtubule motor activity; ATP binding. Gene Ontology annotation, biological process: mitotic spindle organization; microtubule-based movement; DNA repair. Lineage: Eukaryota; Metazoa; Chordata; Actinopteri; Beloniformes; Adrianichthyidae.